Messenger RNA from Bipolaris sorokiniana ND90Pr, 666 nucleotides. RefSeq lists its product as uncharacterized. Lineage: Eukaryota; Fungi; Ascomycota; Dothideomycetes; Pleosporales; Pleosporaceae. The record is from RefSeq and is a predicted model, not a curated record. Bases 184 to 390 code for a protein of 68 amino acids. The transcript has a single exon.
CAAUCAGGGCAAGGCUACAUCAGCCAGUUCUACAAAACCGUAUAAACACUAAGAAGAGACGGUAAUAUAGUAACAGUGCUAUAGCUACCUACAAGCGAAGAGAGUGAGCUCGCAAGCCUCGCCAAGCGAGAGGCAAAGAUAGCAACUAGACCAAACACUAGGCCACAGACACAGCUCCCUAGAAUGCGAUCAACUACGCACAACAUAGCACGUAAGCAAGGCAUAGCUAAGAAGGUGCUAGUAGACGUGGGAGCAUACUCUAAACGAAUCGACGCAGCACUGCCAGGAAAGCAUACACGGCAACUCUACGACGGGCUCUCGCGGAAAGAGAGCAGCGUGCUUACCCAGCUUAGAACAGGCAUGGCACAGCUAAACACGUAUCAAUACUAAAUUAAGGCAUCAACAACAGACCAAUGCGAAUGCGGCCAGGCAGCAGAGACGGUGGAGCAUUUUCUGUUCCGCUGCCGAAAGUGGACGACACAGCGGAUGGAAAUGCUGCAGUACACGCAGAUAAGCAGAGGAAACAUGUCAUUCUACUUAGGCGGCAAAGCAGCGACAGAUGACGCGAAAUGGGCGCCAGACAUGGAUGCAGUGCGAGCGACGAUACGAUUCGCAAUAGCAACACGAAGAUUAGAUGCAAACUAACAUCUAACUAACCACUAGGUA